AAUUGAAGUUAAUGGGCUGGACGAACGCUGCUUUCCAGCACGCUAGGUGCAGUAUAAAAAGCCUCGUCUUCAGCCCCAAUAGACACACAACUUCUUCAGCUUCUCCAGCAACAACAAGUUCUCCUCCACAACUUCAAAACAAAAUAAUGGCUUCUAAACUGAUUUUGGUCACCCUUUGCUUGGCUGCCGUGAUUGCUGCCGCUUCGGCUCGUCCACGAUUCUUGGCCAUCCCAAUUGAAGACAUCCAGUUCCUCAACGGACCGUCUCCUUUCAACCCCGCUCACCACCGUGUCGCCCGCCAGACCAAUGUUGAUCGCGAACCCGAAGCUGCUGCAUCUGGCAGCUACCCCAGCGGAGGCAGUGAUGCUGUCGACUACGGAGCGUACACCGGCGGAUACGGAGCUUUCGGCUGGUACUCUGACCACCCCGUCGGCAACUACGGCAGCAGCUAUUAAAAGAUGAAGACAAUUAAAAAGACCUAAUCCUCCACCGAACACUGACGAAAGACCGCCGUCCAACAGCCAGCUCAUUCGUUAUUUAACAAAAGCUAGUUGCUCUAAAGGUGGUGUCUUUUUCUUGAACAUUGUCAAUAUUUUCAACUAUUUCGACAUUUGUCUGCUGCGCAGUCACUUGUCUGACCGUUUUUCAUUGUAUUUUGUAUGUAUGUUGCCUGCAAUGACCAUCUAAUUGCGGGGAAAAUACAGCAACCCAUUUUCAUCGCA
Molecule: messenger RNA, 722 nt
Organism: Daphnia magna
Lineage: Eukaryota; Metazoa; Arthropoda; Branchiopoda; Diplostraca; Daphniidae
Exons: 3
Coding region: 12-455 (147 amino acids)
Source: RefSeq, a predicted model, not a curated record